UCUACGUAUAAUUUGUCAUGCCAGUAGCCGGAUACUCGGCAUGUGUAGUGAUGUGUAAACCAAUUCUUAGAACUAAAUUGAAAUAGCAGGCAUUUGUUGAAUAUACCUAGCGAUAAUGUCGUUACAACAGCCUGCUCCAGAGGAUGCUCUUGAAGAUAAAGGACGAUUCUUUAUAGAACCUGAUCAAGAACACGACUGGAACAAGGAGGACAAUGUUCAUUACACACUUAUUUUACAGAAAGCCGAUACUCUGGCAUCGGAAAAUCGUCUUAAAGAAGCCAUUGAUGUGUUCUCAAUGGCCUUGAGGUGUGGUGCUGUACGUCCGGGACAGUUAGAUACUUUAGUGGAUUGUAUCCUGCGCAACUUCAAGAAAAAGAUAGAGGAGAAUGAAACUAUUUCGGAACGGAGGAAAGACGGGCCCGACUACACCCGGGGGAUAUUUGAUUGUCCAAGUUGUCACAGUUUUUUAGGUGAACCUGUGACAAUAGGCUGUGGACAUUCAUAUUGCAAAAGAUGUUUACAACACGACCUUCUGUCUAAAUGCAAGCUUUGUAGCGAGACCGUCAGAGGCAGGCCUGGUAACGUCAAGAUAAAUGUGAUUCUAUCCGGACUAUUGGAUAAGUGGUUCCCCAACGACCUGAAAAGAUCUAAAGCUAUAAAUGAAAUUGAAGACUUUUGUAGAAGAAAAGACUUCGAGAAGGCAGUGUCACUUGCUACGACUGUGAUACAAGAUGACCCGGGGGAUGUGGUGGCGAGGUGGUUGCGGGCUGAGGCCUACUCAGGGUUGAAACAGUACCACCAGGCUCUGGAGGACACUGACCUUUGUCUUGACACCGCCAACUCUGCACAGGGCUAUUAUCAGAAGGCCAAGGUGCUCCAGCAGAUGGACCAGGUGGAUGAGUCCCUCCAGGUCUUCCUCCACUGCCUGGCCCUGGAUGAGGGAUUCCCCAGGGCCAAGAGGGAGGUGGAACUGAUACUGUUGGGCCUGCUGUCUCCGGGUGGGGAGAACGUCAAGGUGGGCCUGAGGGAGACUGCCUCCAACACCUCGCCUCACUUGCGCAGUAAAACACCGGUGGCCGAUGCACAGUCCCAACAUCAACACCAGCCCCCAGGUCAACACCAGCACCACCCCCACCAGGGCCGGGCCACCUCGGCCCACUCCGACUGUGAUGCACAGGAGAAGCCGGGUCGCUCCGAGAGCCUGGAGCGCCCAGGACUAAGCCGCGCCCACUCGCUGCGAGGCCACGGGCCGGGUGGCGGGGAGGGGCUGAAGCGGGUGUGCUCCGCCCCCCAGCUGGGGGACCAGGAGAAGGGGGCGCUGCUGCUGAAGAGAAAGCUGUCCACCUCAGACUCAACCCCCUGGGUGAUGUCCCACGGACGCAGCAAGCACAAAAAACAAGUGCCGGGCGUAGUCACAGGGCACCCCAUUGCUGCUGCCACCCCCCGCAGCCCGAGGACCCUCCCCCGAGACUUACUGGACACCAACGACUUGGAGUGUUCCCUCUGCAUGAGGCUGUUCUAUGAGCCUGUCACCACACCCUGCGGACACACCUUCUGUAAGAACUGUCUGGAGCGCUGCCUGGACCACACACCCCAGUGCCCCCUCUGCAAAGAGAGCCUGAAAGAGUACCUGGCAACCAGGAAGUACAAUGUGACCAGUGUUCUGGAUGAGCUGAUCCAGCAGUACCUGAGGGAGGAGCACUCCGAGAGACAGAAAAUCCACCUGGAGGAGACCCGGGAGCUCUCUGAUCUGACUAAGAAUGUCCCCGUCUUUGUGUGUACCAUGGCCUACCCCACUGUGCCUUGCCCUCUGCACGUCUUUGAGCCACGCUAUCGACUCAUGAUUCGUCGCUGCAUGGACACAGGCACACGCCAGUUUGGGAUGUGCAUCAAUGACGCCCAGAAAGGGUUUGUGGACUACGGCUGCAUGCUGAUCAUCCGUAGCGUGCACUUCCUGCCUGAUGGGCGCUCGGUAGUGGAUACCAUUGGUGGCAAGCGGUUCCGGGUUUUGUCCCGGAGCCUGAAGGAUGGCUACAGCAUCGCUGACAUUCAGUACCUCGAGGACACCAAGGUGGACGAUGCUGAGGAGCUGUCCAAGCUGCAGGAGCUGCAUGACUCUGUGUAUGAACAGGCCCGCUCCUGGUUCCAGAACCUCAAGAACCGCUUCCGGAACCAGAUCCUGCAGCACUUUGGGCCCAUGCCAGAGAGAGAACCUGACAUCCAGGCGACACCAAACGGCCCUGCCUGCUGUUGGUGGCUCCUGGCCGUGCUGCCUAUUGACCCUCGCUACCAGCUCUCUGUUCUCUCCAUGACCACGCUGAGAGACCGCCUGGUCAAGAUCCAGCACAUCCUCACCUACCUGCAGAGCAUCCCCAACGAGUAGAGCUUCUGGCUGACCUCUGACUCUCCCGCCUCAACCUGCCCGUCAACCUUCCCGCAGACCUCUGGAUUCUACCCAGACAAAAUGUUCUCUCGUCUAUACUCUACCUGCCCUUAAACUCCCACCCUGGCAUCCAGCUGCUCUGGACAUGUCCCCAUGAUAUCUCACCAACAGGUUGUUAGCGUGACAAUGUCACGACCAUCUCCAUGAUCACGGCAGGGACACCA
Hypomesus transpacificus is the source of this 2607-nucleotide messenger RNA. It is a transcript of the gene lonrf1, whose product is annotated as LON peptidase N-terminal domain and ring finger 1, like. The coding region runs from base 116 to 2383 and encodes 755 amino acids. The record is from RefSeq and is a predicted model, not a curated record. Gene Ontology annotation, molecular function: protein binding. NCBI's taxonomy places the organism in Eukaryota, Metazoa, Chordata, Actinopteri, Osmeriformes, Osmeridae. The transcript is spliced from 12 exons.